Messenger RNA from Apus apus (common swift), 1818 nucleotides. It is a transcript of the gene VGLL3, whose product is annotated as vestigial like family member 3. The transcript has 4 exons. The record is from RefSeq and is a predicted model, not a curated record. Gene Ontology annotation, cellular component: nucleus. The coding region runs from base 208 to 1101 and encodes 297 amino acids. Gene Ontology annotation, biological process: regulation of transcription by RNA polymerase II. Lineage: Eukaryota; Metazoa; Chordata; Aves; Apodiformes; Apodidae.
CCCCGCGCUGCCGCCGCCGCGUUAUAAGUGCGGGCGCGGGGCGCGGCGGCCGCCGAAGAUGCGCUGGCAGCCGGGGCUGCGCGGCGCCUCGCCGCGGUCGCCCUGCGCGGAGGAGAGGGCUACGAAGAAGAAGAAGGAGGAGGAGGCGGUGAAGGAAAAGAAGGAGGAAGAAGGAGGAGGCGGCGCGGAGCGGCCGCGACCGCGGCCAUGAGCUGCUCGGACGUGGCCAUGCAGCAGCCCGCCCCGCCGGCGUGCGGAGAGCCCCGCUAUCUGACCGCGCCCGCGGCGGGCUGCCCGCAGAAAAAGUUAGCUGUAUACAAUAAGAUGCAGGAGUCUCUGGAAGUGGCCCUUCCCAGCAAGCAAGAGGAGGAUGAGAAAGACCAGCCUGCCGAGAUGGAGUACCUUAACUCUCGCUGCGUCCUUUUCACUUACUUCCAGGGAGACAUUGGCUCAGUAGUGGAUGAACACUUCUCAAGAGCUUUGAGCCAAGCCAGUAGCUUCAAUCCAGAAACUGCCCUUACCAAGAGCAAGGCAGGAUUAAGUCCUCUGUGGAGAGAAAGCUCAACAAUUUCAAGCCAAAGGAGCAGUUUCCCAGCUUCAUUUUGGACCAGCUCUUAUCAGCCUCCCCCUCCACCAUGCUUGAGUGGAGUACAUCCCGAUUUCCCUGUUACUGCACCAGGCACCUUCCCAACACCAGAUCCCAGCAGUUGGCCAGGACAUGGCCUUCAUCAGACUGCCCCACCUCCUCCCCCUUCUGCGUCUGAAUCCUGGCAUUAUCCUUUAGCAUCUCAGGUGAGCCCUUCGUAUGCACACAUGCAUGACGUGUACAUGCAUCGCCAUCACCCUCAUCCACAUAUGCACCAUCAUCAUCCCAGCUCGCACCGCGACCCCCGGUAUGGGUCCCUGCUGAUGCCUUCAGUCCGUGCAGCCAGGAUUCCUGCUCCCCAGUGUGACGUGACAAAGACAGAUCCCACUGCUGUUACCAGCGCUACCUCAGCAUGGGCUGGAGCCUUUCAUGGAACCGUGGACAUUGUGCCAAGUUUUGGUUUUGAGACAGGUCUACAACAUCAGGACAAGAGCAAGGAAACUUCUUGGUUCUGAAGUUCAGCUAAAUUAAGACCAGCUAGAGCUGGAGUGAACGCAGCCAGGCGGGCGACGUAACAGUUGUUGACUCCUUCUGCAUGGGGCAAAGAACACACAUGAAGAUGAAGAGCCAACCAUUCUGGUUUUGCUAUUGAGCCUUUUGUUUGUAAGGCCAUUUAUGGGUCCCACAGUGUUGGAAAAAAACAAAAAACCUAAUUUUUCUUUAUUUCCUCAUCUGAGCCUGCUGCAGCUGGGCAACCUAACUCCUUUCUGCUCCUUUAACAGUGUUUUGGUUUGUUCAGCUUGAUAUUUUAUGGACAGUCUCAGUUGUCAGGAAGAAGACUCUCACUUAACUACAGUGCGCCUCCUUUCAGGAAUACAGUAUUUUGUAGCUCUUUGUGCAUCUAUUUUUGUAGAAAUACAGAAAGUUUGGGUAAGGAUUGAUGGGCUAUUUUAGGAUGAUGUAUUUUUUUUAAAAAAAUGUAAAAUUGUUAAGUUCUGUUUAAAGAACUUGCUCUCAGAGAAGCACUGGCAAAAAUGUAUAAAAUGCUGUUUUUAGAUGUCUGUGAUGUGUUUGUGCAUUUUGGUUUUUUGUUUUGUUACCUCAAAUGUCUGUUUUCCUUUCUUUUUAAAGAGCUAAACCUUCCUUGUUUCCACCUUUACUAGAUUUUGAUGCUUUUGUCCUUUUUUUUCCAGCUUCAGCAAAUAUAAUUCGCACCUAAAGUUUCAACCAAA